AUGACCACCGAGGACUUCAAUGUGCUCAUUCGGAGCAUGGAGGGACAGUUCCAGAUCAUCCUGCCGCGGCCGUGGGCAAGAGAAAGCGACCUCGGAGGAGUGCAGAGGAUGCUAGCCGACGAUCCGAUCACAGUAAGAAAUCGGAAGCUGGAGGCGGUCAGAGAAGGAAGAGUGAAUUCGAACUCGAAAAAUGAGGUGAGCAGAAGGGUUAGGGAAAUGGUCUCCACUUGAAUAAUGAAAACACUUACGGCUCUUCUUCGUUGUUUUUUGCCUUGUGGCCUCUUCUUUACAUGAAGAAGAAGCACACUAAACCCACAAAAAAACCAAAUAAUCUUUGGACCUGGGAGGAGGAGGGAGACAGUGAUACGAGGACAUGGAAUACAGACUCUUUGUCGAGAGGUGGCUGUACCCGAAUCCGCAGUUUGUUUAUCCACUUGACAUCGAAAAAUCGGUUCAAAUUUUGAUGUAUUUAGCGGUAGAAACGGUGGCGGGAGAAGGGGGAAAAUGUGAUCUUUUGAGGCUAACAAUCGACACGUAUUGAGAUGAAUCGGACGGAAGAAAGAGAGUCUAGUGUGCUCCUGACAGAGAGAGAGAGAGAGAGAGAGAGAGAAAAAGAGUAUCAGUUUCGUAUCACGGCCAAAGUUUGUGUCUUACAGACCCUCUCGGCAAUCUGUGCGUACACGAAAUGCACCCCAGCCGGGGACCUUCCCUGUGUCCAAUCGUUCGUUCCUUUCGGCCAUUGCUGUCCAGUUUGCGGAGCCAGAAUCGAACUGAUUGCAUUUCAAAUGGACUACGAGCUGGCAAAACGGAAGAUUGACAAUGUUUUGGAAGAUAUGAAAGUGAAACAGACCGUUCAUGCGACUUUGGAAAGGGCAAAUCUGGAUGUUAUGACUACAAAAUACGAAGUACCGAAAUCAGUUCCCUACCAACAAGAGUUCUUUCAUUCAGGUUUCUCUUGUCACGAUGGCAAACGCAUCUUUCGAUGAAGAUUUCUACGAUCUCGCCUCCAGAAGAAUCGUCACUGACUUGGCUCUUUCGCUGAUCACCCACCAUCAGAAAUCCAUUCUCGAUUUCACCAUUCAUCUCUCGAAAGUCGACAGAACUAUCAGGACAGUGUCCAAGAUUGUUGCGUGCGUCAUUUACUUCACAAUCCUUAUCGUCUUGGUCGGAGCAUAUGCAUACCAAAACUUGGAACUAAGAGUAUCACGGUGAGCGAACCAGAAAAAUUGAUAUUAUGUGUUUGUUAGUUAUAGACGAACCAUGUUUUCACCAGUCAUAAAGUACAAGAGGCAGACUGAUCAAAUUACGAUUGAAUUGGAAGACGUAUCAGAGAUGGAAGUAGAAACUGUUCACGACGACGUCGACGAUCAGAGGAAUGUCAAUCCUAACUUUGAAGAAGAGCCGACUGACGAAGGUCCUGUGACGAUUUUUGGUGCAAAUGCGGAAGAGAUUGAAAUGAUUCCCUGGAAAAAUUUUCCGGAAGCGAAAAAAGAUGAAGAAGAUUUUGAAGUUGAAAAGGAAAUCAACGAUGACAAAAAGUCUGAAGAGGCAGCUGUUCAAUCCGUUGAUUCUCACGUUGAUCUAGUAGAUGUGGAAGAUCAACUGAAUAUCAAUCCAAACUUCGAAAAAUUCUCUUCUCAAUCAAUUAAAGAAGGUGCUGAAGAGGCAAUAUUUGAGGAGCCGAAAGAAGAGACUUCUGAACAAGAACCUGCCGAACAAAAGUGCGAUACAAUCAUCGAAGAACGAGAAGACGUGACUUCUGAAGACGACAAACUAAUUGACCUGUGA
Molecule: messenger RNA, 1788 nt
Organism: Caenorhabditis sp. 36 PRJEB53466
Lineage: Eukaryota; Metazoa; Nematoda; Chromadorea; Rhabditida; Rhabditidae
Source: the annotation of a GenBank genome assembly